Molecule: messenger RNA, 1653 nt
Organism: Oncorhynchus tshawytscha (Chinook salmon)
Lineage: Eukaryota; Metazoa; Chordata; Actinopteri; Salmoniformes; Salmonidae
Product: sialic acid synthase
Exons: 6
Coding region: 122-1210 (362 amino acids)
Biological process (GO): carbohydrate biosynthetic process
Molecular function (GO): N-acylneuraminate-9-phosphate synthase activity
Source: RefSeq, a predicted model, not a curated record
CUCGACUUCUUCCACGAGAACCCACACCUGACUGUUUCUGUACUACUGGUUCAGAGCAAGCGAACCUAGCCAUAUUAUCGCUACAAACUUUUUAGGAAACCACAUUUAUCACAUUUCUAAAAUGCCUCUGAAAUUCGAGCUUUGUCCUGGCAGGAUGAUUGGGGGUUCUAACCCCUGUUUUAUUAUUGCAGAAAUUGGACAGAACCACCAGGGAGAUAUUGAAAUUGCCAAGAAAAUGAUCAAGAUGGCCAAGGACUGCGGGGCAGACUGCGCCAAGUUUCAGAAGAGUGAGCUUGAGUACAAGUUCAACAAGCGUGCCCUGGAGCGGCCGUACACCUCCAAACAAUCCUGGGGCAAGACGUAUGGAGAGCACAAGCGCCAUCUUGAGUUCAGUCAUGUACAAUACCUAGAGCUGCAGAACUAUGCAAAGGAGGUUGGAAUUUUCUUUACUGCUUCAGGAAUGGAUGAGAUGGCUGUGGAGUUCCUACAUGAGCUUGAUGUGCCCUUCUUCAAAGUCGGUUCAGGGGACACCAAUAACUUUCCCUAUCUGGAAAAGACUGCAAAAAAAGGUCGCCCCAUGGUGGUGUCCAGUGGCAUGCAGUCAAUGGAGACAAUGAGACGGGUCUACCAGACGGUCAAGAAACACAAUCAGAACUUCUGCAUCCUGCAGUGUACCAGUGCCUACCCAUUGGAGGCUGAAGAUGUCAACCUGCGUGUCAUCGCAGAAUACCAGAAGGAAUUCCCUGAUAUUCCCAUUGGAUAUUCCGGUCACGAGUCUGGGGUCCACAUCUCUGUGGCAGCAGUGGCGCUGGGGGCAAAGGUCAUUGAGCGUCAUGUGACCCUGGACAAGAGCUGGAAGGGAAGUGACCACGAAGCUUCUCUGGAGCCCUCUGAGCUGACAGAGCUGGUGAAAGCUAUUCGAUUGGUGGAGAGGUCUCUGGGGACGGGCAUCAAGCAGAUGCUGCCCUGUGAGAAGCCAUGCCACGAUAAGCUGGGGAAAUCAGUGGUGGCCAAGGUGGCGAUCCCCAAAGGCACUGUGCUGAGUAUGGACAUGCUGGGGGUGAAGGUGGGCGAGCCGAAGGGCAUUCCCCCCGAGGACAUCUUCCAUCUGGUGGGCAAGUCCGUCACAGAGGACGUGGAGGAGGACGAGAGCAUCACCCCGGAUGUGGUCGACGGCUACGGCAAAAAGAUCAAGUGCCGAGUGGAGUAAUCACCCUUGUAAUAGCCUACUGUAACCAUGGUAAUACUGUAACCACAAUGCCAAACACAAUGCACUUUUACAGGCUGAGGAAAGUGAAAAGAUGGUUGUGUGAACAUCGAUAAUCUAGAUAUUAUUUUGAAGUUUCACUGAAGGGGACAUGCUUUAUAUUUCUGGUUUCAUGUUUUUUUACUAGAUAGAAGCAAACAUUCAAUGAAUCAGACUUGACUACAAGUGCCAAGUUAAGAAGAGAAAAUACAAACUGUAGGUUCAGUAGUGACUGAAAUGAUUGCAUUCGAAUUGAAUGUUUAACUGUUCACUUGUAAAUGAAAUGGCCAGUAAUGUUAAGUUGCACUACAAAAAUGUCAAAUACAAAAUGCCAAACAUUAAUGAUUGUUUAUCUUUUUCAUACGAAAUCACACUCCUUGAUUAAAAUUAUAUUAUUUGUGAUACAA